AUGACUGAAAAGGAGAUUGUAGAAGUGUUUGUGCGGGUGCAAGAGCCCGAAUACUAUGACAGAAUCAUUUUGUUAAUCGGAGCCAAAUUCGCCGAGAUAAUCAAAGUUGGUGAGACUAUCAAAGACGGUCUGAAGUCGGGGAAGAUAGCCCGAGUAUCCGCAUCGCCUGGAUCUUCCGGAUUGAUGAGGAAGAAGAGAGAGGAGGUUGCCGCUAUUUCAUACGGGGGAAGAAAAAUCCCCAGAAACUCAUUGCAUCCUCAAGAUCGCUCCAAGCCUCCGCCAAAGUCUCACCAAACCUAUCGCCCACAAUCCAAUCAUUCCAGCAACUACAAUGCUGCCCCCACUUAUCCAGAUGCCCAAAUUUGUCGUAUCAAAAUCCACCCCCAAAUCUCCAAAAUUUUCCCUCCAUGUAUCCAAAUUACCCCCAAUCUUAUCAAAUCCCACCCCCUUAUCAGAAUAGCGCUCCCAACUGUGCCAAUGUACAGUCGAGCUAUCGAGCACCUUCCCCCACAUAUCAAGUCCAAGCUCCAGCAUAUCAAAGCCCCCUCCCGAAUUACCAAGCUCCAGUUUGAGAAGAGGCCCUCGAGAAACUUUACCGCGCUGCCUGAAAGCCGGACCAAGCUAUUUGAAAGAUUAUCUGCGGCCGGAUACAUCCACCCUGUGGGGCCCAAGCCCGUGGAUGUCAACUCUAAGUUCUACAAACCGGAGCAGAGAUGUGCUUAUCAUUCCAACAGCGUUGGACAUGACACAGAAGACUGUAUCAAUCUUAAGCACAAGAUCCAGGAUCUGAUCGACCAGGAAGUGGUCUCCCUCCAGCCUGCGGCGCCGAACAUCAAUACAAAUACGUUGCCGAAUCAUGGGGGUGGAAACAUUAAUAUGAUAGAAACAGACGAAGAUGAGUGUGAAACCAAGAGGAUUACUCCUGUUGCGCAGGAAGACUUGGAAAAGACUGUCGCUUCUUUAAGCGUCAAGGAAAAAGGAGAGUUCGUUAUUCUGACACCUACGAAGGUUGUUGCCUUGGUGCCCUCAAAAACUCUCGCCAAACCCAAGUUUGUCAUAGAAACGGUCGUGGCCCAAGGCAUGACUAGGUCCGGAAGAUGCUACACUCCUGAUGAGCUUGCUCUCGGAGGACAAAAGAAAGACCAUGCCAAGAGACCAAUAAGCGAAGCAGAAGCCGAGGAGUUCUGGAGGAGGAUGCAACCUAAAGAUUACUCCAUUGUCAAACACUUGGAGAAGACUCCGGCUCAGAUCUCCGUAUGGGCCCUACUGAUGAGCUUCUGGUCCCACAGACAGGCUUUGAUGAAAGCUCUGGAUGACACGUACGUGCCCUCAGGUACAAGCAGCGAUAACGUAGCUGCCAUGAUUCAUCAAGUCAUUCGGGGACACCGCAUCAGCUUCUGCGACGAUGAAUUGCCAGCCGAAGGGAGAUCCCACAACAAAGCUCUACACGUCACUGUGAUAUGCCGCGGAAAGGUCGUCAAUCGUGUUUUGGUAGAUGAUGGAUCUGGUUUGAACAUAUGCCCCUUGUCAACAUUGAAACAGCUGAGGUUUGACCUCGGAAAAUUGGAGCAAAACCAGGUUAAUGUAAGAGCGUUUGAUGGUGUGCAAAGAGACACAUUGGGGGCGGUGAACUUGACCCUCCAAAUGGGCCCCGCGGAGUUCAACGCGAAAUUCCAAGUGUUGGAUAUCGACACCAGCUAUAACCUUCUUUUGGGAAGGCCGUUCAUUCACAUGGCUGGAGCCGUCCCCUCCACUCUCCAUCAAAUGAUGAAGCUGGUAUGGAAAAAUGAGGAGCUAGUUGUUCAUGGUGAAAGAAGCCACUCAAGCAAGCAGGUGCCGGUCUUUGACGAGACGCCGCAAGGUUCGGAUUUUUACACGGUGGAGUUGGUAAAUGCCACCGAUGAGGAUUUGAUCCCGCAGACCCCCAUGCCGGCCGUGUACAGAAUGAUCGUCACGGUAAUGCUGCAGAACGGGUUCGAGCCAGGUUUCGGAUUGGGAAGAGAUUCCCAAGGGAUCAUUGAACCUGUUCCGGUCCUCGCUAAAGGAUUCAAGUAUGUCCGGGAGUAUGCUGAGCCUGAAGACCGUGGGGAAGGAAUCUGUGACCUCUUCAAGGAGAUCAAUGCUAUUAUCGAGGAAGAGGUUGAGCCAGCUGGUAUUCGUGAUGCUGAACUAGGGGAGAUGCUACGGAAUUAUACUUCCACGCCAAUCCUGAUGUCCCGAACUCUUUGUAACAUAAGUUACAGACCUGCCAAUGUCAUGUCAUGUCAUGAGCUAAAUGAACAAAGUGAGACAGAUGACGACAAAGUUGACGACUAUGAAGAAGAAAAUGGGGAACCAGAUUAUGUUGCAGAGGAAUUUUGA
Messenger RNA from Solanum pennellii, 2361 nucleotides. RefSeq lists its product as uncharacterized. Gene Ontology annotation, molecular function: nucleic acid binding. The record is from RefSeq and is a predicted model, not a curated record. The transcript has 4 exons. Lineage: Eukaryota; Viridiplantae; Streptophyta; Magnoliopsida; Solanales; Solanaceae. The coding region runs from base 1 to 2361 and encodes 786 amino acids.